Molecule: messenger RNA, 2437 nt
Organism: Moneuplotes crassus
Lineage: Eukaryota; Ciliophora; Spirotrichea; Euplotida; Euplotidae
Source: the annotation of a GenBank genome assembly
AUGGGUGGCGGAUGAAGUUGUCUUGGUAAAAACAAGCAAAAAGGAUCUAACCAAACAAGAAAUUGAGUUGAUAAAGGAAAAAGCAUCACUGGAAGACCCUCUCCUAUUGUCUCAAAUAGUUUGAAGUCUUCUUUGAGUCAAAAUAUAAAUGAAACUAGUAAUUUAGAGUCAGGCGUACCCUCGAGGGUUAUCAAAAUCGGAUUACAGGAUUAUAAUAAAGAUGUAGGCGUUAAUUUCCUAAAAUAAGGAGUUAUUUGAUAACCUCACUCCAAAAAGUAGGAAAUAAAUACGACUCUCGAAGGAAGAAGUGGGACACAAUGGCACAUUUCGACUCACACAAAAAUGAGUCUAUAAAUUCAAAGUCUGUCUACAAUGAACUAAAAUAAAUUUUUCGAAAAGAACUCCAACAAGUUUUGUGAGAGGAUUGGCAAAGGGCCUCCAUGUGAAUACAGAUGGUUCGCCUGGAAAAUAAUCUCUGGAGUAGAUUAUUCCCUAAUCCCUGGUCUGUAUAAGGAGCUACUGGAGGAAGCAGACAAAAUUGAAGAGAAUGAGCAUGAUAAAUUGAGACAAAUCAACCUGGAUUUGAAUAGGACUUUCCCUGACUUCUCAUUCUUUAGCGGAGAAAAGGGAAAACGAGGCCAACAGAAAUUGAAAAGGGCCCUCAGAGCAUAUGCUAUGUAUAAUAAGGAAGUAGGUUACACACAAAGCAUUAACUUCCUCAUGGGAUUCUUCCUGAUGGUUAAUGGAGGGAAUGAAGAAGAAGCCUUUUGGCUCUUUGUUGCUAUUACUAAGAAAAAUCAGAACUUUCACAUGGUCGGGAACUUUGAAGGAGGACUUGAAGGAUUUUAUGUAGAUAAGUUUCCUCUCUAUCAUCAAUUUGUGUAUCAAUUCGACAAACUAUUUGAGAAGAAAAUCCCGAAGCUGAAAUCUCACUUCGACAAUAUCGGAUAUCCAGCUCCAGUGUGGCUUCAAAAGUGGUUUAUGACUUUAUUUCUGUAUUCCUUUCCAAUGAAAUUAUGUAUCAGACUUUGGGACAAUUUAUUGGUGGAGGGGCUAGUGUACAUUUUCAAGUUCCCUCUCGCCAUAAUGGAGAUCCUACAGUUAACACUGCUCAAGUGAAACUUUGAAGAAGUAAACGAAAUUUUAUCUAAUUUACGGACUAUGGAUGACCCUGAUUUACAGGGAGAAACAGCUGUUCUACCUAGCACAGAGAAAAUAAUGCUUAAAGCUAGGAAAAUCAAGCUGAAGCACAAAGAGCUAGAGGAUCUCAAGAAGGAAUAUGAACAACUAGCCUCUCAGAACGACCAAAUGAAGCAUAUCAAGACUCUGCCCAGGAUUUUGGAGGAAGAAGACAUUUACGAGGAGGUCAAGAAGAUGCACUCCCAAUCAUUCGAUGAAAAUGGCUUUUUGAUAGAUAUUGAAGAAUGUAAAUCUCCAAACAAAAGGUAUGAAAGACGUAACUCUACCGGAAUUCUCUGGAUCAAGACUGGUAGCUCUCUAGAGGAAGAAGAUUAUAUUGAAGGAGAGCAACCUACUGGUCAGAGAAAAUAUCGAAAGAUCAAGAAUACUAUGAGGGUAAGAGUUAAUAAGAAGAAUUCAAAGAUAAAGCCUAAGAAAUCUCUUAGAAAGGACUCGAUAAUACAUAAUACUUCAAAACUUCCUCCAAUACAUGAUGAUAAACAACAGAAAGAUAUCACUGCUGGAUUUUUGAGAAACCUGAGUAUAGGAAGUUUCUUUGAAACUGAGUCCAAGAUAGGGGAGAUGAAGAAAAAGUCAAGCACAACUAUGCAUAAAAGCCUUAAAAGUCUCAGAAUUGCUGCUCCAAAGACAUCUUGAAGAGGAGGAAGAAUCUCUCAUGCUAACAUUGAUAAUUGUCUGUUGAACCUACCUACCUUCAAUAGCUUCUCCCAAUCUCUUGGGAGGUAUUCCUCAGUGAAGCAUUUCCAGCAUGCCCAUACAGAUAGAGAAAUUAUAGAGGAGAUCAGUGAAGAUUUGAAUGAAUCUUUGGAUAACUUCUUGCUUAACGAUAGCUUUAAUCCUCCGAAUUCCCGAUCUACAUUGAUAAAGUUUAGAAGGGGAGGUACAGAAGUUGAGAGGCUGAAGUCAUUGUCAUCUAAAUAUAAGAGCCAUGAAAGCCACAAGGAAGAUGACCAUACUGCCUCAGUAAAAGGCAAUUACAUUGAAGCCAUUAGUCACUCAGAGAAUGAUAAGUUACAGGAAUGCUUUGAGCAAGCUAAUAGCGAUCUAUUUUUGGAGUCUCAGAAGAACGGGAAAGUUAAAAUCAUUGACCUAGAGUCAUUAGAUUGUAGUGAUUCAAGCUCUAGCUUGAUGAAUGACUCGAAUGAAGACAAUAACUCAGGGAGUAAGACCCAUGAUACUAUUAAAGCAGCAGAAUUCCAUUCUCCGCAUAAUUCCAAUUUUAUUAACUUCAAUUAAA